AUGAACGCUCCUAAUCAUGACGGACGGAAGGGAACGAGAUUAUUCCCCACCAUAGACAACACUGCCAAGUGGAAGGGAAGGGACAGGGCGUCGCCCUCCAGCAACCCAGGCAGUGACCACGAGAAAGAAAACAAUCACUCCUUCCCCAACGAGCUGGGGGGAGCAAAAUGGAGGGAGAAAAAAGUGAAAAGCAAGUGGGGACGGAACGGCGCAGAAAACAACGCGGAAAAGUACGCCGAAGAGAAGCCCCCACGGUGGCAAGAACGAAACGACGACGUGUUCGCACUACCCGACGUGAUCGAAAAUUUCGUCGGCAUAGAUCACCAAAAUUUGCCCUUCGUGAAGAGCAAUUUUGCGAGCCGCAUUAACAGCAAAAACGUAGUGUCCAUAAUAGACCUCUUUGUCCAUAACUUAUUUUUCCACUUAAAAAGCAUUGGGAAAAAUAUAGACAAUUUUUAUUUGCGCUUUCGUAAAGUUGUGUAUCCCUUUCAUUUCCCCUUUCGAAAUGGUGACCUCUGUGAUGAGUGCCUACUGAAUGGGAAUAAGAGGAGGAGGUUGAUCGGGGAGAGGUGGUGUGCAUGUGGAAAGGAGGAGGAACACAAUUGGGGUAGGAAAAAUGGGAGCGAAUUUCUCCCCCAAGUUUUAAACGCCUGGUGUGAAAGAGUAAAAUGCUUGAUCACCAUUUAUAAUAAGAACAGAAAGAAGCAAAAAGUGAAGGAAUACUUACACCGGGGGGGAAGAGAAAGGGAUUCAGAAGAAGGUAGUCUUUUCUUCGAUCGGAGGAGCAGGUAUGACAUGAACGAAUGUGCGAAGGGGUUAGUGGAAAGCAUCCUUUUGGAUGAAGACAGAUGGAAAAAACUAAAACAAGUGUCCUUUUUCCCAACGGGGAAGAAACAACAAUUGGUGAAAAAUAAAUCAGGUCAUGUAACCCAUGGGGGGGAGGACCACUUUUUACCUGACCUGUGCAGGCAAAAAGAAGAACUAUGGAAUGAAGACAUAACCGAUUUGUACUUAAUCAAUUUGGUAAAAAUAAAAAUUGAAGACUACAUAAAAAAUGUGCAAGUGAAAAAAUUUUGGGACGUCAUAAAUGUGCAGCACUUAGCUAACUUUGAUUAUAGGCAUGCGGGGGGGGUAGGAACGUCGACCUCCCCCAAAGGGUUAGCAAAUUCCUCUAAAGGGUUGACAACCUCCAGCAAAGGAUUAGCGGGCACCUCAAGAGGAAUGGUCCCCCCCAGACACUCCAUCUACCGUGAGCCAAUAUACGACUACAUCCAAAUAGUAAAAAAGAGUAAGUGCAAGAAGGAAGGAAAAAACGCCCAAGUGGGAAAGGAAACAGACAGAGUGAAGAGCCAACUGAAGAACCAACUGAAGAACCUACCAACGAAUGGAAACAACACACAGGAAAUUGACAGGAGGAAGGCAGACAAAGAAUUCCUAAUGAAGGAUCUGUUCAACAACACCAUAAAGAAUUAUGAGUCGAAUCAGGUCCAUAUUUUUUUAAGUAAUUACGAUAACGUAUUUUUAAAGUCCAUAGGGAGGUUCUACCUUUUGCUAAGUUUCUCAGUUGAAAUUGUGGCCAGGCUGUAUGAGGACCUUGACUUGUACUCCCUGCACAUUUUUUCCCUGUACAGAAAUUUGGGUCACUGUGGGGGAGGUGGUGUUGCUCACCAAACCAAUUCGCAGUAUUCUAAAGUGCCUGCGGGGGGCAGACGAGGAAGCUGGACGGAGCAGGCCUUCCCCACCAUCGCUAGCGAACUUCUUUGUAAUCUUUCUCCCACCCAGCGCAGAUUAGACAACGCCGUUUUUUUGUUGCUACGUGUGUUUUUGAGGGGCAACAAACAUGGGGCACCUUCCGUGGGUGUCACUGCUAACGGUGGUAACCGUGGUAAGUGUGCUGAACGGCUCUGCGGCGGAACCCAACCGUCUGGCCUCCUCCCAGACGAGAUACACAAUCUGAGACUGGAGAAGUACAAAGAAAUUAUAAGAGAAGUCAUAAAGCUAAUAAAGUACCUUAUUGAGAAAAAAAUCCAUUCUCAGAGACCAGUCGUUAAGUACCUUGUAGGGGUUUAUAAAAAGUACAAACAGAAGAUUCACGCGUUGGAAAAAACCAUUGGGAAGAGGACCUCCAAUACAGAACAUGUAACCAUGUUGAGAAGGAACUUUCUUUUGCACUCUAUGAGUUGCUACUACUUUGAGUUCUUCACCAGGAAGGAUUUGCGCGUAAAUUUGGGGGGGAUCACCAAAUGGCGCAAUAGAAGGUUGAGGCUAAGAAUUCCCGGCCAUUCUAAGAGGAGAAAUUCAGUCUACAAAUGGACGUGCUCUCUCCGGAAAGUGGUUACUUCCCCUAGGGGGGGGUGGUGUUCCCAAAGGAAUAACUCAGUGCAUGACGUGGUGGAUGUGAUUUCCCCCGAGUUGGCCUUGCACAUCCGGGCGGGGUCAUCCGUGGGUGGAAAAAAAAAGGGAAUAAAUAAAAAAAGGACAAGUAGUAACAAAAGUAAGCGCAAUUACAAACGUAAGAACCGAAGUGGGGGAAUUAGUCGCCGUGGAAGAUUAUCCAAUACGUUCCAAGCGAAAGCACACCUGUUCGUUCUCUCCUUUUACAAGAACCACUUGGUGAAAUCCCUAAACGUAGAGCGAAUAAGGCACAAGUUUCGCGCCCUGGUGAGGAGCAAAAACGCAGUCUACAAGAAGGUUGUGCAGAAGGUGAAGGAGCAAUAUGGACGACAGAGUAGAAGAAAGGUUGAAACAGGAGACAAAUACUACGAUCUCUUUGUGGACGUAUUAAGCAUUAUAAAAAGACAGGACGAAGAGGUUAGGAGGAACUUGUUUGGAAUGAUAAGAGGGGUGAGUGAGCAACUGAAUUUGUUCUACGCAAACAUUUGCCGUUGCGUGCCGGGGGACACUUGGGAGGAGAGAAAUGUGGAACUCCUUAUGCAGCAGCGGUUGGGGGUGCUGCGGGGGGAGGACCCCAUCCGGAUGGGUCGAGAAGAUGGAGACAACGAAGAGGAAAAGCAACAAUUGGGAGAAGCGAAAAAAGCCGUGGGUGACGAAAUACACAACGAAGUUUGCAAUUGUACCGGUUGCGUGCGUGAGAAAAUGGCAAAGCUUCGUCCAUCCAAGGGUGGUAAGCGUCCCCAACGGUGCCGCCAACAGAAAGGGAAAGACAUCCAUUCAAGAAUUUGCGCAGAAUGCCGAUGCACAAUAGACAGACACCUACUCCACAGGAAGGAAAAACUGCUCAGCCAACUCCACGACGUUAAGCGUUAUUACAAAGAGAAAGCGCAAAGGCUCAACUACCUGUCAUAUGACGUAUCCAUUUUGAAGGAGUACCUUUGCGCCUACGUGAAGAAAUUUUUUGGGGACAUUAUCCUUCUGUUCGAGUACUUCUUCUGCGUAUCGAAUGAUCAUCGUGGUGUCAAUGGUGGGAACCAAGUGGGGGGAGAGAAGAAGGAGGAUCUGCUGUGUGAGUGGUUCGCUCUGUCCAGCGUAGAUAACUUCAACAAUGAAGCAGAACCCGUGGUGGACAGCCCAAACGGCAAGCAGAGCAAUUGCUCAAAACAGUAUGAGAACUACCUCCUACUGAAAAAACUGAAAUAUUUUGCGAAAAACGACAUAAUACAGUUUAUGAGCAAAAGCAUCAACUGCGCCCAGAAUGAGGUCCUCCUAAAAAUAGGAAGCAUGAAAAAGGCUUUCUAUUUUUUGCAUGCUCUGCUGAAAACGCAAGACAGUAGAAACGAGUUGCUCAUUUAUAAGCUCCUUCUCAGUUUGGUCGUAAAGUAUGGACAGUACUGCCAGAGGGAGGAGAUGAAGAGAAGCGGAUCAACAGAAGCGGGUAGUUCGUUUUCAAAGUACCCCUCCGAGAACGAACUGGAGAAACACUUCCUACAGGAGAAGAAGAGAAAAUUUUUUUUGUCAAAGUUUGGAUUAGAUUGUAUGAAUAUCCCUGGUGAAGUGACUUCCUUUUUAAAGCAAAUCGUUCAGGGUUACAAUGUGGACCACACGGGGAAGGUCCCUUCUGGGAAGACCGCUCGAGGGAAGGAAAACGCCAUCGAUGUGCAUACUUCCUGCUUGUAUAAUAUGUCUACUUGUAGUAAGGAUGACCCGAACAUUAGUUCUAUCUUGCAAAAAAUUCUGAAAAAACAAAAAAAAAAAAAUUUCUGCGUCGUUCAGAAUAAGGCAAAAAUAUAUUCCGUCACAGGGACAUGCAAAGAGGACCUCCUCCUAUCCGAUUUGUCCCACUUAUCCACUUUGUACGAAGUUAUUCACCCGAAAAAUUUAGACAAAUAUGUAAACUUGAGGCUUUUCAUAACGAUGGUGAAGAAGAGGAAAAGUGACAGGAAGAGAAAACUCAACUGCGAUGAAGUGUUCCCCACUGCAGACAUGAAUGAGAAUAACCACGUGAUCAAAAAAGGGAUUAAAAGAUACACCGUCCAUUUUGUGGACGACAAUAAGUAUGUCUUUCCAUACAUUUGUAACACGUUCGACUUUGGUUCUUCAACAGGGGGACAAGGGAACCCCAAGGAUUCCUCUGUUCCGUCUGAUCCAACCGAUCCGAUUGAUCCCAAUGAUCUGUCCCUGGACUAUGAAGUUAUCCAACUGAACAACAAUUUUAAAUUUUUUCAUUUUAUCAAUCCAAGGAGAGAGUACUCUUUUAGAAACUCCAUCUUGAACUUCGUUUAUGGGUACCCGGUUGUGUGCAUAAGGAAGGACCUCGAGGAAGGUGUCUCCCCAAAUGGGGGUCUCCACAAGGGGGGAAGAAGCAGUGCACACGUGGAGGGGUCAAAGGAAGCGACCCAAAAAUGGAUCAGAAAAAGAAAGAGGAAGGAACUGUUGCGUCAUUUAAGCAACGUAGAUAUAUCGAAUAGCAUCCCCCUGAAAUACAUCCACCUGUCCGUUAUCGGUGACAUUUUUAGACACCUAAAGUUGGAGCACGUCCUCACAGACACUAUUAAAAAAUUAUAUGAAGAAAUGUUACAAACGGUUCAGCAGAAAUUUUUUCAAUCCAACGAUACACACCACUUGGCUAAUGUAGUGACUUGCUUCCUGCUGUACUUUACCUCCUUCCUAGAUAUCCUCCUAGGGGUGAGGGACAACAACUACAUAAACCUGACCCACCAUGGGGACUUUAACAUUUUCAACAAUUUCAAUGGGGCUUUAUUUAAAAAACAGAAAAAGAAGCGUGGUGAAGAAAACUUGCCUAAAGGCCACGUCGGGGGGGGGAAGGACAGUUACGUAUACAUGCAUAAUAGGUACACUCGAAGGAGUACUUACCUGUGGUUGCUUUCGAGGGGGAGACAGAAUGAGAUGGGUUCGCAGGUGGAACACAUAUAUGUGUGUCCCAAGGGGGAGACAACCCUGGGGGUUGUCCCGGGGGGGAGACUGCUCUCCCUCAUGAGCAACUAUUGCGACUUCAACUUUUCCUUCCUGAAUAACGGAAUGUGUGUGGACGAGUACAAGGGGAAGCAGUACCUGUUCGUCAGUACCGGGGAUAAAACGGUGGAAGAGCAAGCAGUGCAACCAGCAACGAUGGAGCAAACCCUGCUGUUCAGACACACAAACGUCAGCAUCCACAGCGUGGAGGAGAACGUUGCGUGUGAGGACUUCCCCCCGUUUGGGGCAGAAACGAAUUUCUCUGACCUGUCCAGAUGGGGUCACGGCGAUUUCGGAUGGACCCCAAGUUUUGAGUUGGUCCAAGGGGGAAUCACAAACGUGGGAUUGAUCCAUGGGGGGAGGAGAUCCCCCACCCAGAGGAACACCACUUUAUGUUCCCCACACCAAGUCAGCUGCACUCAUCACGGUGAGGGUACGACGUGGGAAAGCACAACCUCCUCCCUGGUGGAACGAAUUCGACUCUCCCUAAGCAUCCUAAAGGGUUACCUAAAAGAAACCCUAAACCUGAAGCGGCACUGUCUUCUCGAUGCAUUGGAAAAUUUUAAGGAAUGCAAAAGAGGACUGGAGGAUAUAAAGUUCAUGUACCAUUUGAUCUACCUGCUUGACUUUGAUAAGAAGGAAAAAAGGACUCCCGAUUCUUCCAUCUUCAAGAAGGUGUACUACUUGCUGGUGGAGGCGUUGUUCGGGGGGGCGAACACAUUGCCUGGGGGGGAAAUGACUCAGGAAGGAAAAACAACUGAAAAAGGGAAAAAAAAUGAUGAAGGAAAGACAACUGAGGAAGAAAAAACAACAGAGAAAGAAAAAACAACGGAGAAAGAAAAAACAACAGAGAAAGAAAAUACAACGGAGAAAGAAAUUACAACGGAGAAGGAAAAAAAAAUAGAAAAAGGGAAAGCAAAUGAGGAACACCCACCUUGUAUCCCCCCCACUGUGGACGCCGAACGGGUAACAUCCUUCAUCUUCAAUUUAGUGAAAAUGACAAAAGUAAUAAAAAUGAACAAAAAAAAAAUGGAAAAAAUUUUCAAGCUUUUUCAAAUAUACGUAGAAAAAUCUCCAGAUUUUUACGAGUCCAUUUUUAACAGAUUGUUUCUUUUUAUAUAUGAGGACACGAAGGAGGAAAACAAUAAAUUUCUGAGAAGACACUUGGACAGCUAUUUCAAUGGGAAGAGAAUCACCUUUCAUAUAUUGAGCCAUGUCCUUCGAUCCGUCCGUGCAGGUGGCCAGCGGCGGGGGAGGAGAGUUAAGCGGGAGCGUCGGUGGCACCUCCCAUGGGAUCAUCCAUCUGAGAAAGGGGGUGUGCUGACCGGCGAGGAUCCCUCCCCCCUAGAGGGGAACAUCCCCCUGGUUAAAGACGAACAGAAAGCAGAUGAAUGCAGCACGUGCGUCCCACACACACAUUGCAACCCACCCCGGAGACAGCACCAAGCCAAUCGACUCACUUGGAAAAAAAUGAAAUUCUCCAGUGUCAAAGAAGAGAUAUUUAAGAGAGCCUUUCAAAUGGGGAGGAGCAUUUAUUCAAGUGACAGCUGUGACUCUACCAGGAGAAGUAUCUUCCGAGUGAAGCGUGUGAAGAGUAGGAACUACCUGGCGUAUGAAAGAGAGAAGGCAAGUCACUUCUUGCGCCGAUCAGGGAAGAAGACAUCUGUAUGGAAGGCGUCUAAGGCGUCUGUGGAAAAUGCCUCUAUGGUAAGUAGAGCGAAGGGGAAAGGCCACAACCCAUUCUCCGGUGGAAAUUCCUCCUUAGUAACUUCCCUCUGGAGAGAAUCCAACCAAAGGGAUCACCCCAACAGGAAGGGGAAGAAACGGGGAGAUCAUCUAAGCGCAGCUAUUUUAUCUGAGCAACUAUGGAAUGACAGCCUGUGGGAUGAAACGAGAAGCUUCUCCACGUCGUUAUGCACGAAUGAAGACGCGUCCAUGGCGACGAGGAAGGACCUCACAAAGAAUGAAAGGGACCUCACGCAGAAUGGAUGGGAUCUCACGCAGAGUGAAGAGUAUCCACUCGGGAAGGAAUCCCUAAAAAGCUACAGCUCAAGUGAAUGCCUCCAGUACGUUAAUAAUUUAUGCCUUCCCUAUGGGAAGAGAUGGAAAGGACACCGAAAAAAAAGGAAAACUUCCAAAAUGGGGAACCUUUUAAAAGCUGACUGGAACAACAAAGCGGAAGGCGUCAUUAUGGUCGGAAUGAACAACAGCGAAGGUGGCACCCCCCUUAGCUGCACAUCCUCCUCCUGUUCAAAGUCAGAGGAGGAUACAAGUGAAGAGGACAGACAGAAGAUAUGCUUCCACAUGGAUGAGCUCACUAGUAGAGGUGGAGAAAAAUAUCUGAGCCUACUAAGUGCAGCGGAUUUUAAAAUGCUAAAAGGGGCGAACAGUAAUAGAAGCUUCCAAUCGGUUGAAGACAUAAGGAGCUACCCAGUGGAGGAACAAAUGGAACAAAUGAAACGGAAAAGGAGAAGAAAAAAAAAAAAAAAAAAAAAAAACAUUAUGCUUAUGCCUCUGUAUAUUAGCAUCGUCGGGGGAUUGGACGUAUUCCUAUUUAAGUAUUACCAACACGUUUGUAACACCUAUGUGAAUUCCUACUUUUAUUUGAAUACUUACUACUUCGAAAAGUAUAUCCGUAGAAAGUACCAGGGGAAAAAGCACUCACAACAGCACCUAAUCCAGGACCCCUUUUACUACCACUACUUGUUUUGCAACAAGUUCGAUUGUCAUGACAGUGGGAAGGCCGUUCUGGGUGUUCGCGUGGGCCCCCAGAAGUACGUGAAGUUCUUUAACUGGAAGGGGGUGGGAAAGAAUAACAUGGUCUCUAUUGAUGUGAUGAGCGCAACUGACAUUGCUGAUGUGCGCAUAAAGGAAGAAGUCGCCCCAGAAGAGGUGACCAACCAAAAAGUUCCCCUCACAACGGAAAAAAAAAGACCCAACAGUGUAGUAGACAAGCGGAGCAAGCAAUCCUCCAACGAGGUUGGAAGAACUUCAAAAAGAUCACCAUCGGAGAAAAGGAAAAAGCAAAUCUCUAAUGAAGAAGAACAAAACUGUGGAAACCAUACCAAACAGAAGGAACACCACUUGAAAGAGUGUGAGAACAAUUUUUUCUAUGCAGACGAUGAACUAAGCACAGACGAUGAGGAAGGAACAAUUCCAAAGGAUGCAAAGGAAGUUCACAUUUUUAAGAAGCACUUAUUCAUCCUAGACUAUUUAAGAGGCUAUUUUAGUUUCUCCAUUUUCACACGAAUGGAAAAUAUGGUUAGAGAUAUGUUUGCGAACUACCUGUUGAAUCUGCCCUACGUGAAUAGGUACGUCUUGGUGAGGAGGGACAAUCGGUGCAGAGGCGACGUGGAGUAUGAGGUUCUACCCGCGAUGGUUAACCCGAUGGUGGUUGGGGCAACUGCAGGAGGUAUCAUCCCCCCCGUGGAAAACCACUUAACCCCUGCUAGGGCAAGUUACCACGACUUGGUAAGGGAAUGCUUCCUGAAUGGGGGAGGAGUGCAGCUAUCCAUAACCGUGGUCAACGUGGAGUACUGGAAGUUCGAAGACGUGAGGGAAGAAGACCCCAUCGUGAAGAAACUAAUCCCCGACAGUUUAUCUGCCUACUUUAACACGAUUAACAAAAUAUACCAGGAGAAAAACGCAGACAAGCAUCUAAUCUUCCUCUUUAAUUUAUGCACCCUCGAUUUGUGUGUGAACGAUUAUCUCUUCACUGUAAAUUUGAAAGAAGCAUUAGUGUACUUAUUUCUAACCACCCUAGAGGUCAGGAUUGUGAAUCUCUACAAGGAGAACUUACAAUCCGAACAAUUUGGCACAAAUAAGAGUAUUUACAAUUUCGAUUUUCUCUUCAUUUCUUCUACGUAUAAAUCGGUGGAGAGUAGAACCAUCCACAUCAUUGUGAACGAGCGCAUGGUUUUAUAUGACUUUCACUUGGUUAAGGAGGCGGAGGAAGUUUCCACGUCGAAGGGGAAGAAGAGUUCCCGGGUGGCCGCUCCACGAAGGGGGGGGACACUCCGUGAACAGGUGCAAAACGGGGGGGAGUGCAAUAGGAAGAAGGCGUCACAAACGGAGAGGCAUCAUCUACAAGGGGAUUUACACCAAAGGGGGGGAGAGUCCAUAACAGAGAGGGACAACCACCUUGUGAGAGAGCCAACUGGGGGGGGUACCUUACCCGAGGUGGAAGAAUCUCACACGGGAAGGAAAACAAAUGGAGCAGGAAAUGAGCGCAUCCACGGGGCAACCUUGUCAUCCCCCCAGGGAGAUACUCAGAAGGAAGGUCAAAAUAAAAUGUGCGAAGCAUUAAGUGGAGGAAGAAAACGCAGCGAUGGCAACAAAAAUGCUACAGACCUGGCCAAGGAUCCGCAAAACGCACAAGCAGAAGACAUUGUCAAGAAGAAAAAUAUUUCCACCGAGAACGUCUACUACAAUUUAAAGUUCCUGAAAGAAUAUCAGGAAAAUGAAAUAAAAAAAUUCAGAAGCAAAAAAACUUUAGAUGAUGUAGAUGUAAAGUUUUUUUUCACAGAAGAGUAUCUGAUCCAGAAGAUGAACUUGCCAGAUCGGUUCGUUCGGGAGACUUUAAAAAAGCUAGCUAGGAGGAAACUUCUACAAAGGAAUACAUUCAAGGUUAUGAAUAAGAGGAACAACAAAGCGACUCAGUUUGCUGUUUACACGACGUCGGAGUUGGAUGACGUUGGUGACGCAGAUGUGGGUGACGCAGAUGUGGGUGACGCAGAUGUGGGUGACACGGAUGUGGGUAACACCGACGUGGGUAACACCGACGUGGGUAACACCAACGUGUGUGAGAGGAGAGUAAAGGAUGAGGAAGUGGAACCGUGGGAAAAGGUGCCCGCAGGGGGCAGGGAAGGUAGUCCUCUCCUCCAGAAACUGCGUGACGCGGAUGAUACGGGUGAGAGUCACACACCCGGGGAACUGCCGCAGAGGGACCAAGAGGGACAACCCGAAGUGGGUCUGCCUCGAAGACAGGGAGGAGCGCGUCAUGCAACAAGACAACGAUCAGAACAGCUCACCAGACAGAGAUCGAGUCGGCAGAGAGCGAACACUCCGGACCCCACCCCGAGGACAGACAGGAGAAGGAAGCUUCCAAUCGGACCCAACGACCUGUCUUCCCAGAACACCGAAGAGGGUAAGCUUCAAUUGGCGAAGAAGCAGAAGUGCGCCAAAGGAAAAAACGCAAGGGGGAGGACCGCCCCUCUGGAAUCGCCCCAACAACCAUCCUCAUCCAUAGCACCACCAUCAUCAUCAUCCAUAGUACCACCAUCGUCUUCAUCGUUACCACCUUCAUCUUCUUCCCUACCAACGCCACCGACGCCACCAACUGCACCGACGGGUGUUGGGAAAGUCAAAACCGAACGAGCCACCAAAGCAUCGAGAGAACGACUCCAGGGGAAAGCGUCCAGCAAUGGCAGGACGAAAAAAGAAAAAGGCACACCUACGGUUGGCAGUAGCGUAGUGAAAUUAGAGACUAGUAGUAUGGCUUCUUUUGUGAACAAUUCGCUAGGCAGCUGUACCCCGAAUGAAGGUGUUGUGAAGAGGGAGAGUAUCACCAGUGCGGAAAACACCGCCAAUGCAGCCAACACCAGCAGCGGGGCGAAGAAGCACAGCAGGGGGGGCUCCACGAUGCAGGAGCAAAGUACCGACAGUCAGAGCGACCCCCGCAGGUGCGCUGGUGCACGCAGUGGAAAUCGCAGCAGAACAUGCAAGAGCGACCAGGAGAAGGGCUACCCCGAGGGAAGGGCCCAUGAAAAGUCAUCCCAACUGAGUGACCCCGAUGAUGAGAAACGAACAAGAGGAAAGAGAGUCAGCAAAGUUGCAAAAGAAAAAACAGUAGUUAACAAAAUAGAGUCCUAUCUUAGUGAGAGGAAAUGCAAUAGCGAUGGAACAGUUAAGGACCCUUCGGUAGUCAAGCAGGGACAGGCAACCAACCCCGCAGGCAGCAACUCCAACUGUAGUAGUAAUAGUAAUAACGAACCCAUGGAUUUCUUCCUCGACGAAGUUGCAACCGACCACGAUGAGGAAAAUGAGAUAAAAAGAAGGAGAACCUUCGAGAACUUAAACUUGGAAGAGUCCUACGAAUUCUACGAAAACCAUAUCUUAAAAAUAACGACGGAUCGAAUGAACAGAAUGAAAGCAGAGCCGGGGAGGAACACCUCCACUCCGUUAUUUCUCAUUGUGAGCAGCUUGAAUAAAAUCCUAACGGAAAAAAAAAUGACCCAACUGUCUCAGCCCAGUGUGCUCGCCAUUUUAAAUAUCAUGAUGAGGAAGAACAAGGUGGUGCGGAUCGGCGGGAACUGGCAGCCAACUUAG
This is a messenger RNA of Plasmodium coatneyi, 11697 nucleotides long. RefSeq lists its product as uncharacterized. The transcript has 4 exons. Lineage: Eukaryota; Apicomplexa; Aconoidasida; Haemosporida; Plasmodiidae. The coding region runs from base 1 to 11697 and encodes 3898 amino acids. The record is from RefSeq and is a predicted model, not a curated record.